AUGGCUAAGGAAAAUCAAACUACACUGCCUGAAUUCCUCCUUCUGGGAUUCUCUGACCUCAGGGCCCUGCAGUGCCCCCUCUUCUGGGUGGUGCUUCUGGUCUACCUGGUCACCUUGCUGGGCAACUCCCUGAUCAUUCUCCUCACGCAGGCCAGCCCUGCCCUGCACUCACCCAUGUACUUCUUCCUACGCCACCUCUCAGUGGUGGAGCUCCUCUACACCACUGACAUUGUGCCCAGGACCCUGGCUGACCUCACCUCCCCACAGCCCCGGGCUAUCUCCUUCCAGGGCUGUGCAGCCCAGAUGUACGUCUUCAUUGUCCUGGGCAUCUCGGAGUGCUGCUUGCUCACGGCCAUGGCCUACGACCGCUACGCCGCCAUCUGCAGGCCCCUGCACUACUCCAGUCUCAUGAGCCGGCGGGCUUGCGUGGCCAUGGUGGGCACCUCCUGGCUCAUGGGCAUUGUCACAGCCACCACCCAUUCCACCCUCAUCUUCACUCUGCCUUUCCCCAGUCACCCAAUCAUCCCACACUUCCUCUGUGACAUCCUGCCUGUAUUGAGGCUGGCAAGUGCUGGGAAGCACAGGAGUGAGAUCUCCGUGAUGACAGCCACCGUGGUCUUCAUCAUGGUCCCCUUCUCUCUGAUUGUCACCUCUUACGCCUGCAUCCUAAGUGCCAUCCUGGCAAUGGCCUCCACCCAGAGACGCCACAAGGUCUUCUCUACCUGCUCCUCCCACCUGCUGGUGGUCUCCCUCUUCUUUGGGACGGCCAGCAUCACCUACAUUCGGCCCCACGCAGGCUCCUCUGUCACCACAGACCGCGUGCUCAGUCUCUUCUACACAGUCCUCACACCCAUGCUCAACCCCAUUAUCUACACUCUUAGGAACAAGGAGGUGACAGGGGCCCUGCAACACAUGGUGAAGAGGCAGGUCCCCUCACCCUAA
Messenger RNA from Cynocephalus volans (Philippine flying lemur), 942 nucleotides. RefSeq names its product olfactory receptor 10P1. NCBI's taxonomy places the organism in Eukaryota, Metazoa, Chordata, Mammalia, Dermoptera, Cynocephalidae. The record is from RefSeq and is a predicted model, not a curated record. Gene Ontology annotation, molecular function: olfactory receptor activity; G protein-coupled receptor activity. The transcript has a single exon. Gene Ontology annotation, cellular component: membrane. Bases 1 to 942 code for a protein of 313 amino acids. Gene Ontology annotation, biological process: G protein-coupled receptor signaling pathway.